AUGAGGUUGGUUUCUUCCCUACAGGAAAAAGUUGGAGAGUUUGCAAAGAUGUCCAAGAUUGAGUUGCUGGAGGCAACAGAGAAGUCAGUGGGACCACCCGAGAUGUUCGCAUACCACUGUGAGCUCAAAAACUUCCGCACCAAAGAAAGGGAACUGGAGAACAUUGUGAAGGAGAAGGCCAGUUUCCUGGAGAAGGCCAAGCAGAGGAAUGAGAGGAACAAACAUGAUGUGAAGCGUUACUACGAAAAGAAGAGACACCUGGACGUGAUUGUGUUACUUGACAAGAAAAAACCAUGGGUGGAGUAUGAGACAACCCGUAAGGAGCUUGAGGGAGUGAAGAAAGAGCGAGACGAAGCCAAAAAGCAGCUCUCUGCCCUGAAGCAAGCGCACGCGCCCAUGCUGAAGAAGAUUCAGCUGAUUGAAAACCAGCUGAAGCCCUCUGAGGCCCAAAUAAAGGCUAAG
Molecule: messenger RNA, 462 nt
Organism: Notothenia coriiceps (black rockcod)
Lineage: Eukaryota; Metazoa; Chordata; Actinopteri; Perciformes; Nototheniidae
Product: structural maintenance of chromosomes protein 5-like
Exons: 3
Biological process (GO): double-strand break repair via homologous recombination
Cellular component (GO): nucleus; Smc5-Smc6 complex
Molecular function (GO): single-stranded DNA binding
Source: RefSeq, a predicted model, not a curated record